UCAACAAAAAAUAAUAAUAAAAAAAACGAAGUAUAUUUUCUAUAUGCUUCAAAGUUUUGGUGUAAAUACUUUCUUUGGUUAGAUUCUGAGUUUGAGUUUGGUUCUGUCAUCACCGUAGAAAAUGGGAAGUGAGGAUCUGAGAUGGUUCGAGUUGAACACAGGCGCUAAGAUUCCUUCUGUUGGUUUAGGCACUUGGCUUGCUGCACCUGGCGUUGUUUACGAUGCUAUUUCCACUGCUGUCAAUGUUGGAUAUAGGCAUAUAGAUUGUGCUCAAAUUUAUGGAAAUGAAAAGGAGAUUGGUGAUGCCUUGAAAAAGCUGUUUGCUAAUGGAGUAGUUAAACGCGAAGAAUUGUGGAUCACAUCCAAGCUAUGGUGUACCGAUCACUUGCCAGAAGACGUCCCGAAGGCAUUUGAUAGAACCUUACGCGAUUUGCAGCUCGACUAUCUUGAUCUCUACCUUAUUCACUGGCCAGUCAGCAUGAGAAACGGACGUCUUACCAAACCUGACAUACCUAGCACCUGGAAAGCAAUGGAGGCACUAUACGAUACGGGAAAGGCUCGAGCGAUAGGAGUCAGCAACUUCUCCGUGAAGAAGCUUCAGGAUCUUUUGGAUGUUGCGCGUGUUCCUCCAGCUGUUAACCAAGUGGAAUUGCAUCCUUCGUUGCAGCAGCCAAGUUUACACGCUUUCUGUAAAUCCAAGGGAGUGCACUUAUCGGGUUAUUCUCCACUUGGUAAAGGAGUUGAGAGUAAUAUUCUUAAAAAUCCGGUUCUGCAUACAACGGCCGAGAAGUUAGGGAAGACUCCGGCCCAAAUAGCCCUUAGAUGGGGACUACAGAUGGGUCACAGUAUACUUCCAAAGAGCACAAAUACUGCACGGAUCAAAGAAAACAUCGAUCUGUUCGACUGGUCUAUACCAGAAGAUUUGCUAGUCAACUUCAAUGAAUUUCAGCAGGAAAGAGUAGUUCCCGGAGAACAAUUUGUUAGCCAGGAUUCUCCUGGGUACAAAACAAUUGAAGAACUCUGGGAUGGCAAUGGGGAAGGAGCUUCCACUGAGGACGAAUCGUUCGAGUAUUAGAGUUUGUUUGAGUAUUCGUGAGCUUUACACCUCCAUUGCUGUCAACUCAAGAAAUCGGAACCCUCCUUAUUUCCUCUCAAGCCGGUAACGAAACUACACUCAGACAUUAGCUUUGCUUCAUGGGGAACUGCGUUAAAGCUCCAAAAUUACCCUUUCCCGCGACAGAGGAAAAGCAUGCUGGUACAGGUUCCAUCAUUUUGGUGAAAUCUUGAGUGGAGUGUCAUUUCAUCCUUAAAUGCUUAGUUUGCUAUGACACGUCCCUAGAGCAGGCCAAAUCUGAGCAGCAGUCCCUUGAGCAUCAGUCCCUAAGUAAGGAAAUACAUAUCAGCAGCAUACUGGUGUACAUAUCAACAGCUGUGAUCUUCACCAUUGUUUUCAGAUAAAUUAGUUGUUUCCCAAACUGAACUAUCAUCAGGACUAAACAUUACCAUUGUUUAAGUUUCUUAAACUCUACACAUGGCAAAGCUAUGAGAGUUGCCAUCUUUGGAGGGACAUGUCCUUUUGAAAAGGCUAAGAGAUGCAUUAGAAUCUUUGAAAUGCCGUUUUACGGGAAGAAAUAAAGAGGAUGUGGAGAAGGUUAUAUCAAUGGUUUGUUAUUUUACACUACUCCAUGCUUGAGUACAUUACUUUGUUCAAAGUUUGAAAUCAUAUUUCAUUCUUUGCAAUAGCUGAAAAAAGUCGAGUCUUCCAGAUUGAGUUUCCGAGUUAGUGUUUAAAUGGAAGAAAAUGUGACUAUUUGUUGGGAUUUUUAGAACUUGGACAAGUUACAGCUUCCCUACAGGAAGAUUUAAAACAAAAAUGUUUGUAUAGUCAAGAAUAGCCUCUGUUAUCUUCUAUAUCACUAAAUCUUUGAAUUUUA
This is a messenger RNA of Vicia villosa (hairy vetch), 1934 nucleotides long. Its product is annotated as aldo-keto reductase family 4 member C10-like. NCBI's taxonomy places the organism in Eukaryota, Viridiplantae, Streptophyta, Magnoliopsida, Fabales, Fabaceae. Gene Ontology annotation, cellular component: cytosol. The record is from RefSeq and is a predicted model, not a curated record. The transcript has 13 exons. Gene Ontology annotation, molecular function: aldose reductase (NADPH) activity. The coding region runs from base 122 to 1075 and encodes 317 amino acids.